GGAACGUUUGGCCGUGUCUAGCGUCAAUUAUAUGAAUGUAGACUUUCUUGUCUUACCAAUCCAAUCCUACCUACUCUUCUCGUCACUCUUGCUCGCAUUUCCUGUGCUGCUGCUAGCCAGCUUCUCUUCUCGCGUGUGGUCGAGUAGAGAGUGUGAUACACGUUUGAACAAACAAGGCUGCGUAUGUGGCUAGCGGAGACGCUCAAUUGCACCAACUGCCUUUGCACGUCCGAACACACGCAGAUAAACCCGCACAAUGCCGUCGUCAGCGUCGUUGUGCUUGCGAACUGCAGGCCAAUUCUCUAAAUCAUCACAUUCGAGGACACUCCUACAAGCACGCUUAUUCUCCUCCUCCCUGCCAAGAUCCCGCAUCAAUAAGGUCCUCCCUUCCGCUGCGGAAGCCAUCAAAGAUCUCAAGAGCGGCUCCACCGUCUUGUGUGGUGGUUUUGGCCUUUGCGGUGUUCCCGACACACUGAUCAAUGCUGUGAAGGAGAAUCCGUCGAUUCGGGAUCUGACCGCCGUGUCAAACAAUGCUGGCGUCGUUGGGUCCGGCUUGGGACUGCUGCUUGAAUCCGGCCAGAUCAAGAAGAUGAUUGCGAGUUACGUUGGCGAGAACAAGCUGUUCGAACAGCAAUACCUAAGCGGAAAGAUCGAGCUCGAACUCACACCCCAGGGCACUCUCGCCGAGCGGUGUAGGGCUGGCGGACACGGCAUUCCUGCAUUCUUCACCCCGGCGGCAUUUGGUACCGUCGUGCAGACGGGAGAGCUGCCCCUCAAACACAACGCCGACGGCACCGUAGCGCAAUACUCGCAGCCGCGGGAUGUGAAGGUAUUCAAUGGCAAGAGCUACGUCAUGGAAGAGGCCAUCAAGGGAGAUUACGCUUUUGUCAAGGCAUACAAGGCGGACAGGCUAGGAAACGUGCAGUUCAGACUCGCUGCUCAGAACUUCAACGGCGCGAUGGCGCGCAAUGCCAAAGUGACCAUUGUUGAAGCAGAGCACAUCGUCGAGCCUGGCGAGAUCGACCCGGUCGCCGUGCAUGUCCCAGGAAUCUACGUCAAGCACGUCAUUCAGUCGACGACAAAGAAGAACAUCGAGAAGAUUGUCAACGCAAAGACUCCUGAGGAGAUGAAGGCCGGCGCCCUUGGAUCAGGCGAUGCAGCCAGUAAGCGUGAGAGAAUCGUCAGACGCGCUGCGAAGGAGUUCAAGAACGGCAUGUACGCGAACCUGGGCAUCGGUAUGCCCAUGCUCGCCCCUACCUUCGUCAGCCCUGACGUGGAAGUGCAGCUACAGUCCGAGAACGGCAUUCUCGGACUGGGCCCUUACCCAGCUAAAGGCCAGGAGGAUCCAGAUCUCAUCAACGCCGGCAAGGAGACCGUCACCCUUCUUCCAGGUGCUUCGUGCUUUGGGUCAGACGAGUCCUUUGGCAUGAUCCGCUCAGGCCGCAUUGAUCUGACGAUUCUCGGGGCAAUGCAGGUCAGUGCCCGAGGCGAUCUUGCCAACUGGAUGUUACCAGGUAAGAUCAAGGGCUUCGGUGGCGCUAUGGAUCUCGUCAGCAACCCGCAAAGCACCAAGGUUGUCGUAACCAUGGAGCACACGGAUAAGAAGGGCAGGCCGAAGAUCCUUAAGCAGUGCGAGUUCCCGUUGACGGGCAAGGCUUGCGUGAGCAGGAUUAUCACGGAUCUGUGCGUGUUCGAUGUUGACUUCACGGAUGGUCUGACGUUAAUCGAGCUUGCGGAUGGUGUAACCGUCGAUGAAGUCAGGGCCAAGACCGAUGCGCCUUUUAAGGUCGCCGACGAUGUGAAGCCUAUGCUCUGAAGUAAAGUCUUUGAUUCCCGUGUGUGGUAAAAAAAAAUUCAGCAGGCUUUUGCAUGUUCGACGGUUUAUAGCAUACGGUUUGUGGCGCUGUAGGAUAAAGUGAUACUCUACGGCAUUGCGAAAGGACAAAUGCUUCGCGAAUUUUCCAUUUUGUAUAUACUUUUCUUAUUUGGCAAGUAAUUUAUUCACUAGACAAACACUGCUAAAGUUCGUCUCAGAACGAGAGGCAGAAAUGCUUUCAUGGUAAUGUGAACAGCGCGGGUGCAGCACCUCCGUUGAUAGCCAACGAAUACAGAUUUAGCGUAGAAGACUUCCUUAGCUGAGCCAAAUCAAUGAAUUCAGUUGUACAUCA
Messenger RNA from Verruconis gallopava, 2168 nucleotides. RefSeq lists its product as uncharacterized. The coding region runs from base 257 to 1816 and encodes 519 amino acids. NCBI's taxonomy places the organism in Eukaryota, Fungi, Ascomycota, Dothideomycetes, Venturiales, Sympoventuriaceae. The transcript is spliced from 3 exons. The record is from RefSeq and is a predicted model, not a curated record. Gene Ontology annotation, molecular function: succinyl-CoA:3-oxo-acid CoA-transferase activity. Gene Ontology annotation, biological process: ketone body catabolic process.